This is a messenger RNA of Arabidopsis thaliana (thale cress), 432 nucleotides long. RefSeq lists its product as uncharacterized. The transcript has 3 exons. Bases 1 to 432 code for a protein of 143 amino acids. The record is from RefSeq and is marked reviewed. NCBI's taxonomy places the organism in Eukaryota, Viridiplantae, Streptophyta, Magnoliopsida, Brassicales, Brassicaceae.
AUGAUUUUGACGGCACUUCUCUCAAACAACCUUCUUAAGAAAUUUGCGGCUGAACCAGAGUCUUCUUCUGACCUCUCAGCUGCAUUAUACAACAACUCCCGGACAACCUCAUUGUUCAUCACCGCAUCCCAAACAGCCUUGUCUGAAGUCAAUGACAUAACCAUUCUCUGCAACAUUAGACACCAAUGUAUGUCUCAGAGUCUCAGUUAUUUGUUUCUCAAACCAUGGAUCUCAAGACUGCGAGAAAAGAGAGAACCUGAACAGAUGGGUCGGUCUGAAACACAUGAAAGGCGUCAUAGAUGCAGAGAAAGCAUCAUCAACUUCGUCAAGUUCCGGAGCUUUAUCCGUAACAAGAUCAAUCUCUUUAUCUACAGCCACCCAUUCAAACUCUUCCUCGUUGAAUCCAUAACUCAUCUUCGCGGAUGCGGAUGA